AGAGGCUGGGCCCCGACAUGGGCCAGACGGCAGGCGAUCUUGGCUGGCGGCUCAGCCUGUUGCUGCUGUUCUUGCUCCUGGUGCAAGCUGGUGUCUGGGGAUUCCCAAGGCCCCCAGGGAGGCCCUCCCUGAGCCUGCAGGAGUUGCAGAGGGAGUUCACAGUCAGCCUGCAUCUCGCCAGGAAACUGCUCUCCGAGGUUCGGGACCAGGCCCACGGCUUUGCCGAAUCCCAACUGCCAGGAGUGAAUCUGGACCUCCUGCCUCUGGGAGAGCAGCUCCCCAAUGUCUCCCUGACCUUCCAGGCCUGGCACCACCUUUCUGACCCAGAACGACUCUGCUUUCUCUCCAUGAUGCUUCGGCCCUUCCAUGCCCUGCUGAGAGGGCUGGGGACUCAGGGGGGCUGGACCAGCUCAGAGAGGAUGCAGCUGUGGGCCACGAGGCUGGAUCUCCGGGAUCUGCAGCGGCAUCUCCGCUUCCAGGUGCUGGCUGCAGGAUUCGCCCUCCCCGAUGAGGAGGAGAAGGAAGAGGAGAUGGGGCUACUCCCAGGAGUGCCAGGCGGCCCCUCACAGGGGGCAGCCCGGGUGACCUGGCCCCAGCUCCUCUCCACCUACCAGCUGCUACACUCCCUGGAGCUUGUCUUAUCUCGGGCCGUGCGGGACUUGCUGCUGCUGUCCAAGGCCGGGCACCCAGCGUAG
Carlito syrichta (Philippine tarsier) is the source of this 695-nucleotide messenger RNA. RefSeq names its product interleukin 27 (gene IL27). The transcript is spliced from 5 exons. Gene Ontology annotation, molecular function: interleukin-27 receptor binding. NCBI's taxonomy places the organism in Eukaryota, Metazoa, Chordata, Mammalia, Primates, Tarsiidae. Bases 18 to 695 code for a protein of 225 amino acids. The record is from RefSeq and is a predicted model, not a curated record. Gene Ontology annotation, biological process: regulation of T cell proliferation; regulation of T-helper 1 cell differentiation.